Molecule: messenger RNA, 564 nt
Organism: Macrosteles quadrilineatus (aster leafhopper)
Lineage: Eukaryota; Metazoa; Arthropoda; Insecta; Hemiptera; Cicadellidae
Exons: 3
Coding region: 151-507 (118 amino acids)
Biological process (GO): U2 snRNA 3'-end processing
Cellular component (GO): integrator complex
Source: RefSeq, a predicted model, not a curated record
GCGGGGGUGUGAGAGGCGGGGGCAGGGGAGGUGGUAGUCACUGUACCUCCUGCACCUCCUGGCCAGGACACCUUCCCUCCACAGUGGGACCAUGUGAUAGCAUCACUCAAGGGACCUGAGGUGUUGGCCAGUCUACAAGAGUUGGACCAGAUGAGUGUGCGCCGGCCGGCGUUGCUGGCGCCCGCAGUGGCAGUGCUGGGUGAGCUGAUCACUGCGCCGGGCAGCAACGUGCGUGCUCUCGCCCACGGUCUGCUGGCACGGCACCUGCGGUACGCGCCACACACGGCACUGCAGUUGAUGCCAGCGUAUCUCACGGCACUACAGAGCGGACAGGUGGAGGUGGUCAGCUCAGUACUGGACAGACUACAUGAGGUGGUCGUCUGCUCACAAGAAGUAGCAGUUCCUCUACUAGAGACAGUGUUCAGCCUAGGAUUGACUCACAACAUGAACACACUACAAUGUAUCACCAAGUCUUUGGCUCUACUUAACCUACAGACUGGCUGUUGAAUAUCUGUAAUUUAGUAUGUUUAAAAAAGGGGAAGACUGUAUUCAUUUAAUUAGAUA